GAGUAUAGAUUUGAACUCAGGACCUCUAGUCUCCAGGAUUGACUAUCCACUGAGCUACCCCCAAUAAUCACUUUUAGCCAGGUUAUAGUGGAAAACUAAAUUAUCUCUAAAAUGCCUUUAGCUUUCACAUGAGUUUAGUCAAGUCACCAUUGAGCACCAGCUUCUUCCUCAGAUCCAAGAUUUUAAACUGAUGAGAUUCAGACAGAGGGCUGCUUUGGACUUUGAAUAGCCAAAGUGGCCCAUGACCAAAGAGACACCUGCUAGCUGCUUCCAACAAUUUGCUAUGAGCUUGUGUUGUCCAAACAGCAAAAUUGUUCCCGAAUUACAGAAUGGCUGUGACCUUUAUCAAUAGAAAGGAAUUUGAGAUCAGCUAGUCUGAGAGUCUACAAAUUGUGAGCUAAGGAUAGUUUUUACAAAAUGUUAUUGUAUUUAAAAAUAAUGAAAAACUAUCUUAGUUCCCCUGAUAUAAAGCUGGAUUUGGUCCUCAGCUAUAGUUUGCUCAUCAUUAUUGUUUUUUGUUUUUAGACCCUUCUGUCAGAGUUGAAACAAGUAUCAGUUCCAGGGCAGAAGAGUGGUAAGGGCUAGACAGCUUAGAGGUUGUGACUUGCUAGUGGUCAUAUGGCAAGGAAGUGCCCUCCCAACUCUAGGCCUAACCCUCUAUCCAUGGAGCCACCUAGCUAACCCACUUGCCAAUAUUGUUGUUUAGUUAUUUUCAAGCCUGUCUGACUCUUUAUGACACAAUUUGGGAUUUUCCUGGCAAAGAUAGUGGAAUGGUUAUUUUCUUCUCUAGUUCAUUUUACAGGUUUGGCAAACUGAGGCAAAUAGAGUUAAGUGAUUUACCUAGGGUCACACAGCUAGUAGUUGUCUAAGACUAGGUUUAAAAUUAGGUCUUCCUGAUUCCAGGCCUUGGCACUCUAUCCAUUGUGCCACCUAACUGCCCACCAAAUCCUAAACUAAUCCUACUGCUUUGCUUUAAGAAAUCCAGAAAGGGAAACUGAGGCCAAGAAAGGAAAUAACCUACUCAGAGUCAUACAGCUAGUUAUUGCAUAGCCAGGACUAACACCCAUAUUCCUGUCCCCAGACCUAAGUUCUUUCCACUACACCUUACUAUCUCUCUGAAGUUGGGUUCUUUCCUGCAGAGCCCAAAUAGAAAUCAUGCUCUGAGCUUUCUCAUCCUCAAUAGACUCCAUUCACUCAGGACAUAUUAGUUAUUUCACAAUUUAAAGAAAGGCCUGUGUUUCCUCAACAAUUUAACUAUAAAUGGUGGCUCUCUUACCUCCUGCUUUUCAUCUUGGACCUGGUUAUCUGUCUCAUUGCCUGCUUGGGGUUGGCUAAGCACUCCAAAUGUCUCCUAGCUACGAUGCUAUGCUGUGGUGUGCUCACUCUCCUCCUAAGCUGGGCCUCACUGGCCGUGGACACAGCAGCUGCAGUGGGCACCAGCGAUUUCUGUGUAGCUCCAGACAAAUUCAUCCUGAAUGUCACACAGGGUCACGUGAAUACAGAGAUAACCCGUUACUACCUCUAUUGUAGCCAGGGCCUGAGCAACCCAUUCCAGCAGGCAUUGACCAUCUUCCAGCGAUCACUGACUACAAUGCAGAUCCAAAUCCUUGGCCUCUUGCAGUUUGCAGUACCCUUGUUCCCCACAGCAGAGAAAGAUCUGCUUGGGAUACAACUGCUGCUGAACUCAUCUGAGUCUAGCCUUCACCAACUGACUGCCAUGUUAGACUGCAGGGGACUGCACAAGGAUUACCUUGAUGCCCUAAUUGGUAUUUGCUAUGAUGGCAUUGAAGGGCUGCUCUAUCUUGGCUUGUUCUCCCUCUUGGCUGCCAUGGCUUUCUCGACCAUGAUCUGUGCGGGGCCUCAGGCCUGGAAAUAUUUGGUUGGCAGGGACAGGAGCUACGAUGACAUAGAUGAAGAUGACCCUUUCAACCCCCAGGCCCGGCGCAUUGCUGCCCACAACCCGACCCGGGGACAACUCCGCAGUUUCUGCAGCUACAGCAGCAGUCUGGGCAGUCAGACCAGCCUGCAUCCCCCAGCCCAGACGGUCUCAAAUGCUCCUGUCUCUGAAUACAUGAACCAAGCGAUGCUUUUUGGUGGGAACCCCCGCUAUGAAAACGUCCCACUGAUCGGAAGAGCCUCUCCUCCCCCCACGUACACUCCCAGCAUGAGGGCGACGUACCUCUCCGUUACUGACGAGCACAUGAGGCAUUAUGGAAAUGAGUUUCCAGCCCAAUAGUCUUCCGCUUGUUUCUUUCCUCCUUUUUUUUUUUAAAGAAUAUUCAAGCUGCAUUUCUUUAAUAGAAAUUAAAGGAAACUAGAAAAAUGCAUGAACCCUGGGACUGAAGCAGGCUUGACUGAAGAGAUCAUGAGCUGGUUAGAGCUGACUCAGAGAGGGCAGACUCCUGAGCGUGGUUGGAGUGCUGGAAUAUGGCGGACUACCAACACGAGCAGAGUGAAGGUGUCGGGAAUCUCCAGGGCAUGUGUGUGCCAAGCCCUCCCUAGCUGUCUUCCUCUCUGUCGGGAAGGCCUUUUGGUGGGAGCCUGGAAGAGGUUGUUUCCCAAGUUGUACUUCAGUCAUUCUCUCCUUUCAAAGGAAAGAUGGGAAUCCAAGAAAGGACCAGAUUGCUACAGUCUUGGGGACGGAGCUGCCUCUCCUUGGACCUUCACCGAGGACUUUAUCUUCUAUUACAUUCUGAUAGUGAUUCCCAGUCAGAAGCACAGGUCAUUGGAUCUCUUAAUCUCUUCCUCUCCCCCUUAAUUGUACUGAUCAGGGGAGAAUUUGUUUUAACUUUUUUUUUUUAAGAGAAGCUAAAUGUGAAAUGAAUACGUCAAUACUGUCCAAAUAAAUCAGCCACAGGGCCACACUGACUAUUUGGUAGCAACAGUCUUACAAUGCGGAAAUAAGUUUGUCAAAUAUGGAACACGGGGAUGGGAGCGUGAUAGAGGCAGGAAAAAAGAUGGCAUUGUAGAGUGCAUUCAUAGUCUUCCAAAAGACGGUAGGAUUGGGAUAUGGGGCCAGUGUGGCCUCUUUCAUUUCAGCACAACAUCAGUGUAUAGGCAUCAUGCAUGUUGGCCAUUGGCCACCCACCCUUCCUAUGCAUUUGGCGGCCUUGCUUCCUCCACAGAUGGAAAUUCUGCUCUGAGUUUAUCAGAGGUGGUCGGGUUGGUCUCAGGUGGUCCUGGAAACUUUCGAAAAACUCCUCCUUUUUUUCCCCCUAAUUGGUUAUCCAGAGGAGAGAAACAUUCAGCACAUUCUCCUUUUAAGAUGUAGAGUCUGGGGUUCAUUUCCUACGCUUUUAAGAAAACUGGCAUUUAGUUCCCCUGGGCUGUGCUGAUUUUUUUUUUCUUUAAUAAAAUGCAAUGGAAAACUUAAGUGAGACAUCCACCAAUGUGUGCGGAGGAUCCUGGUUUUAUCCUCCUCCGAGAGAAGGUCUCUUUAAUGAGAAAGGCAGCUAACCAGGAUAACGGUAUUGAAUUUCCACAUUGAGGGAAAAGUGGGAAAGACAGGUUGCUUUCUCAUGUUUAUUUCCAUGCAAAAUUUUCUUUUUCUUUUUCAAGAGGAAGAUGUGGGGUCCCACCAACAAGCAGGAAAUUGUGUCUCCUCUGUCACACCUCUUCCCUGUCACUGAUAGUUUCUUUCUUUCUUUUUUAAUUAAAUACUUACCUUCCAUCUUGGAAUCAAUACUGUGUAUUGACUCCAAGGCAGAAGAGAGGUAAGAAUUAGGCAAUGGAGGUUCAGUGACUUGCCCAGGAUCACUCAGCUAGGAAGUGUCUGAGGGCACAUUUGAACCCAGGACCUCCAAUCUCCAGGCCUGAGUUUCUAUCCAUUGAACCACCUAGCUUCCCCUCACUGAUGUAUUUUCAUCCAUUCUUUUACACCCCAUGCUACCAGCCUUCACCUCCAUUGUGAACAUUGGCUCUUGGGCCAGGAGGAAAUAAUGACCUACCAUCCUCCCUCUCCUGAGGAUUAACAAUUAGGGUUUUUGGUGCUUCCAGUCUCCUGCCAACCCAAAGAACACACACUCAAGCCCCAUCCAGAACAGCAGUAAAACUCUGCUUUGGCUUGGGAUUGAGGGACUCCUUGUGGUUUUGGAAAAGCUCCCUUUGUUGAAAUAACAAUACUGGCAAUGUGGAGUAUUGGCUAGCUUAUGGCAGGUAAAACCAGCAUUGGCAAGCCUGGCCAACCGAACUGAGGGCUCUUCUGUUGGAGCUACUCUCAGUGACUCACUGUGUCCUUCACUAAUACCAACCUGUAUAUACUGUGUACCAUAAAUACAUCCUUUCAGCCUUUGUCCAUCGCCAUGGCCCACGACACUCAGAGUGUCUAGUUAUACAAGGUUUUGCUUCUUAACAUUUCACUGUCGUGACUAGGACACCUAUUUUUAAUGCAUGUAAAUGGAACAUUUUCGGGGGGCUCCUGAAGGAGCAAAAUGGGGGAACCUCUGCUGCCUGAAUGUGGAUGUAUCUGUCCAGGAGAAAGAAAUAAAUACUCAUACUAAA
This is a messenger RNA of Monodelphis domestica (gray short-tailed opossum), 4500 nucleotides long. NCBI's taxonomy places the organism in Eukaryota, Metazoa, Chordata, Mammalia, Didelphimorphia, Didelphidae. The record is from RefSeq and is a predicted model, not a curated record.